This is a messenger RNA of Cylicostephanus goldi, 242 nucleotides long. NCBI's taxonomy places the organism in Eukaryota, Metazoa, Nematoda, Chromadorea, Rhabditida, Strongylidae. The record is from the annotation of a GenBank genome assembly.
AUGGAACGUUCAUCGGAAAAGGGAGUAGCAGUGGCAUCUAGCAGUUCUGCGACAACGGCGGAAGCCAGCCAUGCAGCCAGCGCAGCUGCCAAAGAUGCACAAGGAAGCGAUAACGGAAAGAAAGCAAAGGAUGCCGCAACGAAGCCAUCAUCGAAUAGUAUCAAAGAAGAAACAUAUCAUGACUGCAGGUUCGUCAGUGAUACUUUAGAUAUGAAAUCCUUCAGCUAUCAUCCACUCUAAAC